UAAAUAUACUUAGAAAGAAAGAAAAGGGACCACCUCUGAGCGCCAUUUUAUGACGGCAGACUUAAUCUGGAAGGCGCAGACAUGCGGUUGAGUGCACGCAAAGCGCAUUAUCUUUCUUUUGCUGAACUAACGGGGAGUUUAGGACUGACCGACAUGUUUAUUUCUCCUUGACAACUCGAGCUGCGUGCUCCUCGCGAGCAACGUUCGCAAAGCGCUAAAUGGAGUCUUCUCGUGAGGCAAGGACGUUAUCUCGAGCUUAGAGCACGGACAUUGCACUCGGAAAGCAAAUACAGCAAACACAGUAUUUCCCGUUUCCCCCUACAACCAAAUGUCAAAAUUCCAACUAUAGAGCCUUGCUCUAUGCCAUAAGGCCCAAUUUAUUCCACUAAAAACGAGGAACUCGAGAGCGAGGUGGGAGCUUGGCGUCGACUUCAAAUCAACAAGCUACUUUCCUGAGAAGUGGAGCGGCUCUACGCAUCCCCAAGGAAACGUCCAAUCACCGUGGCUAUGUUAAGCCAAAACAGAGCCGAGCCGAGCCAAGCCCGAGCCCCCCAUCGAGGUGGAUCGAAGUCCACCGAACCCGGAAUGCCCCCGCGAGCAGCCAACGCAGCCCGCUCUUCCUCCUCCCUCUCGUGAAGCUUUUUCAUCCCACCGCCUGUGAGUCACGCUUCCCCACAGGGCACGCCGGAGGUUGGGGGGUGCUCCGCCAAAACAAGCCCGCAGACGGGAGCGGCAGCAGCAGCAGCGGCAUCAGUCUUGGAGGCAUCGUUCCCGCGAAAAGUAGGGAAGAGAAGGAAGCCGGGAAGGAAAGGAAAGCAGACGCAUCCUCCGCUCCCGCUUCACAGCAUCGCGCGCGUUUCGCUGGAUGGUUUUGCGGGGUUGUGCUGCUCGUUUGUCGACGACGCCGCAUCCGCGGUCGUGUAUGUCAUGGGUGUGGUGGUGCGCGAACCCGUGCGGCCGGUGACAAGACGAUCGGUAGUGCUAGCGACCAUAGUGCUGCUUCUCGCUGGUGGCCUGGAUGACAUCUGCCAUGCUUUGGAGGCUCCCGAGAUGCACAAGAUGUACGUGGACUCAAACCUGAAGCUCGGCGACGGUGUGGACCUAAUGUGCUCUCUCAAAAGAGGUUCGGCACCGGUACACUUUGCCUGGUACCACAACGGCCGUGAAAUACGCGCCGAGGACAAACUCGGGGACGUGGUCAGCCUUCAGGGGAAGUCCAUUCUCGUGGUGCGCGAAAUCUCACGGGACCACAUCGGCAACUACACCUGCUCCGUGCGCAACCCGGCCGGGUCGGACAGCUACACUGUCAAGCUCUACGUGGAUGUGAAACCCAUUUGGACCAAAGAACCAGAAGAUGCGUCGGCUUCAACUGGAUCUAAUAUCGUCAUUCACUGCAAUGCCUUCGGUUACCCUGUUCCAAGGGUCGAGUGGAGCAAGGAGAGAGAUGACAGAGACUUCGAGCUUGUUCGCAUGGGCGACAGAUUCAACAUGGCGCCAAACGGAAGUCUGCAGAUCCGUUCGGUGAAAGCUGAAGAUGCCGGCCACUACAGGUGUGAUGUCAGCAACGGGCUCGGGAACGGCCUUUCCAAAAUCAUUAGCCUCGCCAUUAGCACGCCACCGAGAAUUUUAGAGCGCAUAGAGGAGACAACUGUCCGAAGAAGUCACAGUGUCCGGUUGAAAUGCGAAGCAACGGGCGACCGUCCACUGACAGUCCACUGGUUCAAGGACCAGAGGCCAUACCAGGCGACACUGCGGGAAGGAUUCGACAUCAUUGAGCGAAGCCUGCCAGGUGGCGUAAUUUCUGAGCUCCUAAUUCAGAACAGUUCGACGUCAGACACGGGUGCUUACGUCUGCAAGGUUUCCAACAAGUUCGGCAACGUGACAUCUCUCACGAAGCUCUACGUGCUAGAGCCACCAUCGCCUCCUGUCAGCAUCAAAAUCUCGGACAUCAGAAGCCGCACUGUCCGACUGACCUGGCAAGCGCCCUACUCGGAGGUGUCCACGUUUCACGUACGCUUCUGGAAAGAGAACUCCCAAAGUAGGAAGCUGACGCUGAUCACGGUAUCGGGAUCGGAGACCUCGGUCUACCUCAGCGACCUCCUUCCCGGCACGUCCUACGGUGGCUACCUGCUGUCCGAGAACAGGGUCGGAAUGAGUGCACCGUCUACGUCCCUUCACUUCACCACGAGUGAAGAAGCUCCCACCGCACCUCCCUUGGACAUCCGGGUCGUCGGGUUAGGAAGCACGCACGUCAAAAUUGAGUGGAAGGCACCGCCCAAAGAGCACCAGAAUGGCAAGAUACAGGGUUACCACGUCGGACAUCGAGCCUACGACUCCCCGAUGCUGCCCUACACGUACCAGACCGUGACGGGCGUUGACGCGAGCCAAGCUGUCUUGCGUGCAUUGCGACCGAACACCCGCUACGCCGCAGUCGUGCAGACCUUCAACUCAGCUGGGCCGAGCCCAUCGUCUCAUCAGCUGGACUUCACCACACUCGAGGAAGACCUCCCAGUGGCACCCGUCUUCAGCGUCAGCAGUGUCACAUGCUGCUCUGCAACAUUUACCAUAAAGGAGAAGAAACGAAGAAGCCUAACACAGUACGUGCUGGACUACCGGGAACGAGGCGGUUACUGGCGCUCCAUCUACUUUCCGUCGCACACGCACACGCUCUCGCUGGACAGCCUGAGCAGAAUGACGCCGUACGAGGUGGUCCUGUCGGCAUACAACAUGUACGGCCGCGGCGAUCCGUCAGAUCCGGUGCUUUUCGAGACCACCGGAGAGCAGCCCUUGCCACAGAGGACGGAUGAAGGCACCAGAUACCUUCUGAACGCUCGAAUCAUUGGCCCUGUGAUCGCCUCCCUCCUAAUAAUCUUCACCUCAAUAGCUGUGGCUUGGAUCUUCUACAAGAAAAUCACGUCCCCGGAAAAAGACCACCCAAUCAUCUACCAAAGUGCGACCCUUCCCAAGCACAUGUGGCCGGAGCAGGAGUAUGCGACCAUCGCCAGGACCACCAUUCGAAGGAGGGUGGAAGAGGCCUACGACGUCCCUUGGGACAUGGAGGACGUCGUCGAAUGCCCUCCUAAGGUUGUGGAGGACUGCUAUACGCUGCUCAAGAAAAAGGUGCCAGGCGAGCUGCAAAGAGUUCCUGCGGGCCAUUUCCUGCUCGAUGGUCCGUCCUGUUCUAUGCCAGACGAGCCGCCCGUUGAAGAACCGGAAAAAUGAACUUCGAUAAUUUCGUGAUAUUGUGCUUGCCUAUAUCAUCGCGAACAAAUCACCCUCAUUUGAUUUUGUACGGAUCAUUUUUUUACCAUAGACGCAGUAUCAGUCACAUCUGGUUGAAGCAUUCACUGAUAAAAACUACAUAAGCGAAGGAUUAGUAAUAAAGAAUUAUCCACGAAAAUUAACAGCAGCUGUUGUGAAGUACGGACAGCGCCGUGUGAUCCAUGAUCUAAUUUUUGCAAAAUCAGGAGUGAACUUAACGUUAGCGUUUGGGUGCGUUAUUGGAAUGAAUUCUGGUUGGAAGGCUUUCCGCGUUAGGGUGACACUUGCGUUUUUUGCGGUCGUGUUCUCCUAUUAAAAUUCAAAAGCAGGAUGUCUAGCAAGCAGAAAAUUCAGCGACCUAGACAGGGUAAGGAAGCAUAACAGUAAGAAAGCACGGUACAAGAAAGCAGAACAAGCUUACCGUUCAAAACAACGAUACCAUUAUGUAAAAAGGGCGAUAAAGGUUUUAAAGUGCAAGUUAAUAUGUGAUAUGUGUUAGCAACACUUUGAUGGAUACGAAAUAUUUCAUAGUCCGAAAUACCCACAAAACUUCUUUCGAUUAAAAUUUUUAUACACUUGUUUGUGCAGUGGAUAUAGUGAGGACAGUUGAUUGGGAUAAGCCGUGGCGUCUUAAUUGGCCGGCAAGGCAACAGUAAUAAUUCGUAAGAUUAGUACAGAGCGUACGGCGCCUGUGGUACGGCAGCGACUCUAAACAACCGUUGCCUAGAUAGCGGAGAACCGAUCAGAGCAGAUUCCGCUCAGUAGCCUCUGCUAUAAUUGUUCUGACGUCAUUAAGAUUCAUCAUAAGAGGACUCGUCACUACUCAUUCAAAUAGGGUUACGAAAUUAAAGUGCAGGGCGCACAUCACUGGGUAUGCACAUGUACGAUUGAAAAUUCCUGUUCCAGACAGAUGUGACUGGGCUUGCAAACAUCCAUCGCGUUUUACUAUGAGCGAAGGCUGGGGACGUGCAAGGAAUACCUUUGAACGCUGCCGUGUAGUCAGUAUUCUCGGGAAUGUAGUGUUCGCCAGUGUCUGGCAAAUACCUUAGAUAUUUGAGAAACGUAUGUAUAUUGUAGUGUUUGGUCGAGUGCUCCCGUCCUUCAAGAUUUCCUCAAACUUGGUACGUUUAGCGCUUCCACAAAAAAAAAAGAAAAUAGCAUUGGAGCGCCGCCAAUGUAUGACGUUUGUCUGGUGCACUAAUUUUGAGAACGACGUGUAGGUCGUGCUUCACUGCUGGGUGUUUCUUUUCUCUUUGGCUUAAUUGCUUUCCGAACACGCCCGUCACUUUCUAGCACCUUUUGGAACUGCAUUUAGCUUUGUUACACCGGUAUAACACAGAGCUCAAUAUGAGCCACCUGCAUUUUUAGUACAGUCAAUAACAGAAAAACUCCUUCACACCAGUUUAGACAUUGAGAGCGCAAUUGCAUUUUUGGCGCGAUCUGAGGUGAGACCUUUAUGCAACUAAACCUUUGCCUAACAUGAAAAAUGCAAAAACAGCCAGGGCUUCCGCAGAACAAAGGUUACCAUCUCAUCUUUCCCGCUGCCAUAAAAGAACCGUACACGAAUUUUUUCGCAGAUUUGCAUGAUGCACCGCCUUUUGUAAUGCUUUUUUUAGAACGUAGAGUUAGUCUUUUAUACGAUCCGCGAAAUGAUCACACGUAAUUUUUAGGCAUUAACUAGAUAGCUUUUACAAUGACCUCAGUGCUUCAAUAAUAUUUUGCAAACUUAUGAAAAAGGAAUGUUCUUUACGGCUUUUGUGAAUGUUUCACUUCCUUGUAUUUAUAACAAAUAUUUCAAUAUGCUCACACGCGUAUUAUUUCAGAGUAAAAUAAAGGCAAUGAUCUGAAUUUUCUUGACCAUCUGCAGCACAUGAGAGAACAGCAGCUAUCCUAAAACGCCGUUCUCCAAUUCUUUGACCUCAAAUUGUUAAAGGGAGGCACACGCGUUAUGAAACAAUUUUCAUCUUUCUCUUCUUAAUCAUUUUUUUAAUUCUGCAUUAACACUUCAUACAAUUACAUGUGGUUUGUGGAAGUCGCAGAGAAAUGACUUUCUUUUAUUAGGGCAUCAAUUUCGUAUGGUUCUUGAAAAAAAAAAAAAAGUUACUUUGGACGCUUCGUUGUUGGCGUUCCUGCAUGGUGUAAACGUGUUACAUAAAGGUACUCAAGGAAAAAAGUAUUACCGUGGCCUUAUAUAAAACUUCAGAUACUCGCAAAAUGUGAUUGUCGAGUGGUCGAGAAGGGACUUUCUUGUACCGAUAAUUAAAUGUCAUAGCACAUUCGUAAAAUGUUGCAGUAGAUAUUACAUCUGGAGCUUAUUUAAGCCAUGGGUCACAUACCAUGGGUCACAUACCUAUCAAGUCAAUAUGCGCCCUUAGAUCGCUAAAGAAUGCAAGCCUAGCCGAAUAGUGCGGCGAAAAUACUCAGUGAGUGUCGCAUUACAAUGUUCUUU
Dermacentor silvarum is the source of this 5710-nucleotide messenger RNA. RefSeq names its product Down syndrome cell adhesion molecule-like protein 1 homolog. Lineage: Eukaryota; Metazoa; Arthropoda; Arachnida; Ixodida; Ixodidae. The record is from RefSeq and is a predicted model, not a curated record. Gene Ontology annotation, cellular component: plasma membrane; axon. The transcript is spliced from 16 exons. Gene Ontology annotation, molecular function: protein binding. The coding region runs from base 928 to 3222 and encodes 764 amino acids. Gene Ontology annotation, biological process: cell-cell adhesion; axon guidance.